CUGUUAAUUUUGAAGGCCUACGAACAAAAUCACAUCAAUUUAUACAAGGGCAUUGUUUGGAUGGCUACUCCAGGAAAGGAAUUGGUAGUCAAAGGAGAACUCGGAAAAUUUCUACAGAGUCAUGCACUGGAGGAUGGCAUUGGAGAUAUAGAUGAGAUAGUUUUGAAUUAUGUCAUCAGUAUUCUGGAGGAUCUGGGAGACGACAGCAAUGCAGAGGAGAAUAUUGACGUGGACCAGUUUAUUGAGAUGAUGGAGGCGUACAUUCCAGGAUUUGGCACUAUUGAUAGUGUUAAAGUUUGUGAGUGGAUGUUUGAACUUUCUAACACUAUUACAAGUGACGAUCAAGAUGUAAAUGAAAAUGCUGUGGCAUUCAGUUGUAAGGGAGAUAAUCCAAGCAAUCAAAUAUCAAAGGAAGAAACCACACCAAAUGAAGUGAAUGGGAAUAUUGUGGAUGAAGAACCAGACGAAGAUGUUAAGAUGCUCCUGGAGAUGUUCCCUAACUCCUGUACACUGGAGAUAACCCAUUGUUUGGGGGUUGCUAAGGGAGAUCUAGAGUCUGCUGCUCAGCUGGUUCUGGAGAGAGAAGAGACGGGAACCAGUAUCAUGGAACCAAAGGAAAAAACUAAAUCUACCACUAGGAAUGGAUUGAUGCUGUUAGAUGACAAAAAGCUGAAAAAGCAGAUGAUAGAGAGGUAUGGGUAUCAGGAUGCUGAUGAAGACAAGAGAACUUUUAAACCCCCACCCCCUAAACAGGAACCCAAGAAGAUGGUACGUUACCUAGACGGCCGUGUUGUGAGCACUAAGGGAGAGAGAUUUACUGAGAUUAAAAAGGACGAGACAGAGGAAAUGAAAAAGACAUUUAUAAAUCUUAAACCUGCAAGGAAGUACCGAUUUCAUUGACAGACUCUGUUUACAUUAGUGGUCAGGAAUCUCCAAAUGUAGUCCAUAAUCAGGUUGUCAUUUUUAAUCAUAAGUUGUCAUGUUCUCUUUUUGUGUUAUAAUGUAAUCCUUGAUUAUACAUUCCCCUGAAACACACUGGCUGUGUUAAUUUAAGAAUUAUUUUUCAUUUAUCAUAAAUUAAGAGUAAUGUUAAAGUAGUUUCAAUUUUAUGAUAAGCUAAAUAAUACAAAGUCAGUUCACAUAUAAUUAUUUUUUGUAACACAGAUGUUCCACACUAUCAUAAAACUUCAACCAAUUCUUGCCAUUAUACUUUUUUUACAUUCUAAGAGGAACAAGCAUGAACAAUCUGAACAAGCUCCUUGAUAAUUGUGUAUUUUUAUCAUAUUUAUAGCAUAGUUUGUUUAUUUCAAAUAUGUUACACUUUUAACUUAACAUAUAAAUAAGGGUGAAAAUGGAUGAACAACAGCAUUGAUAAUAACAAAUAAUAACCAAAGUACUAUUUAGCUCCAUAUUCUCAUUUGCCAACAAACUUCUUUGGGCAUUCAUCCAUCUGAAAUAUACAUUUAAAAUUGAUUACCGGUAAUCUUAUUUUAAAAAGGCUGAAUUCAUCUUUAAGAAAUAUUCUGCCUUCAGUUUAAUCUGAAUUUUCUGUACCUUAAAAUUCUUCAAGA
This is a messenger RNA of Saccostrea cuccullata (small rock oyster), 1571 nucleotides long. Its product is annotated as CUE domain-containing protein 2-B-like. The coding region runs from base 61 to 900 and encodes 279 amino acids. Gene Ontology annotation, molecular function: ubiquitin binding. The transcript is spliced from 9 exons. Lineage: Eukaryota; Metazoa; Mollusca; Bivalvia; Ostreida; Ostreidae. The record is from RefSeq and is a predicted model, not a curated record.